Molecule: messenger RNA, 612 nt
Organism: Eruca vesicaria subsp. sativa (arugula)
Lineage: Eukaryota; Viridiplantae; Streptophyta; Magnoliopsida; Brassicales; Brassicaceae
Source: the annotation of a GenBank genome assembly
AUGGCAAGACCAAACAACAACAAAAACACUGCCCUUAACUACAACCACAUCCUCCAAAAAGCUCCAUCUUCUUCUUCAUCCCCUGCUUCUUACUCCUCUGUUACUCGUUCCAAUGGCCGUAUGCUCGUCCUCACCAAACCGUCCCCCAAACCCCUCAAAUCUUAUGCUGCUGCGUCCACCACUACCGCAACUACGCCUCCUCCUCCCAAGACUCCGGAUCAAGCAAUUACGGAUCCAGAUCCGAAUCAGAUCUCUCUCCGUCCCUUAGGUCAUACCGGACCUGCUUCCUCGCUUUCCUUUCCAUCUCGGACUCAGGAAUCCGAGAAAAUCGUAGCUGCUCCUCCGGCUCUGGCGUCCUUUUCACCGAAACCUGACAGGUUCGUUCCUCCGCAUCUUAGGCCAGGGUUUGUCCGGAAAGACGAGAAACCUGGACUCGCUUCUUCUUCUUCUUCGAUUCUGGGAUUGCCUCACCAGGAACAACCGCGGCAGGGAUAUUCAGGGUAUGGACACACCGGGCGACCCAAAUCGGGUGGGCAUGAGAGGAUUGGAUCCGAUCCAGAAUACUUGGGUCGACCUAGAUCGAGCGGAAACCGACCAGGCACCUCCGGAUGA